CAAUCUCCCAUAUCCUCAACAAUGUAAUUGCAUAUACACUAUUUUCAUUCAUUCUCAGACACGAAGAUGAUUGGAUUCAUGUGGAGCUGUGAAACAUACUUAUCCACUAGAGAAGCGAACCAUGGCUUGAGAUUAGCGAACUCCGUGAUUAAGCGGUGACUCACGGACGAGCUUCAAGAUAGCAUGGACAUGAGUCACGGUUUCAUUUGUCUAUGAUUUGAGCUUUAUAAAGACGUUUCGGGUCAACCAACGGAAAAAAGGAUCAGAAAUAUCAAAAUCAACAGUCAUGUCGACGUCUAAUCCCACAUUUGGCGCCCCUCUUCUGCCCUACUUCCCCUUCCAAUCCGACUAUCUCAACAUCAACCAUGGCUCCUUUGGAGGAUAUCCUAUUAAAGUUCGGGAUGCCCUGCGAGAGUAUCAGCGGCAAACUGAUGCCAAACCAGACGAUUUCAUCCGAUACAGACUCCCAGGAUUGAUCGACAAAUCUCGCGCUGCGGUUGCGGAGCUGAUUAACGCUGAUGUUGGUAAUGUGGUUCUCAUUCCGAAUGCUACGACAGGAGUGAACACCGUCUUGCGCAACCUGGUAUACAACCCAGGAGACAAGAUCGUGUAUCUGGGCACGACGUAUGGUGCGUGCGAGAAGGCUGUGAUGCAUAUUGUGGACACAUGUAUCCCGGCCGGCGCAGUUGAAGCCAUUAAAGUGGAGGUAGAGUAUCCGGUGACGAGCAAGGAGAUUUUGCGGCGAUUCGAGGAUGCAAUCUCCCAAAAGGGGGUUCGCAUUGCUCUGUUUGAUACUGUCUCAAGCCUACCGGCCCUUCGGUUGCCGUACGAGAACAUGAUCUCUCUGUGCAAAAAGUACCAUGUGCUUAGUCUCAUCGAUGGUGCCCAUGCUGUGGGAGCUAUUGAACUCGACAUGCAACGCCUAGAUCCCGACUUCUUCAUUAGCAAUCUGCACAAAUGGCUCUACACCCCUCGUUCAUGCGCAGUCUUCCAUGUCGCUGCCCGAAGCCAACAUCUGAUCAAGACUUCACUUCCUACAUCUCACGGCUACCGACCCGAAGAACGCCCCGGACGACUAAGAGUUUCCAAUCCUCUUCCGACAAGCUCCAAGACGGGAUUCGUAGAGCUGUUCGGUUAUGUCGGAACAAUGGACUAUACACCAUAUCUAUGUAUCCCUGAAGCCAUCAAAUUCCGAAAGGAAGUAUGUGGUGGCGAGCAAAAACUUUUGCAGUACAUCACCACUUUGGCAAAGCAAGGAGGGAAUCUUGUCGCGAAUAUUCUAGGAACUGAACUUCUCGGUGAUGAAGAUCAGAGACGAUCUCCAAUGGUGAUGGUUCGAUUACCGUUGAAAUUUACCGCCGACGAACUUCAGCAGGGUAAGCAACAUCUACUUCUUGAGGAGAUUGAGCGGACUAUCUCGGAGAAGUAUCGAACAUUUGUCCCAUUGAUCUAUCAUGGAGGCCAUGCAUAUGGCAGAUUGAGUGGGCAAGUCUACCUAACCCUGGAAGACUUUGAGAAAGCUGGGCAGAUUUUGGCUAAAGCCUGCAAAGAGUUUGAGCAAAAGUCUAAGCUUUAGUUCUCUCUUGGUCAUUGACUGAAUAAGGAUAUUGCCAUAUGUCAUAUUGAUGUCUCAAGUAUUAUCCACUGGUUGACGCGAAAAAAGGGCUUCCAAAUGCGAGGUCACAGGUUGUAUCGGACGUGAAAAAAAAAAAAAUAAAUAAAUAAAUAAAUGAAAUGAAUCAUUUCACC
Messenger RNA from Talaromyces stipitatus ATCC 10500, 1749 nucleotides. Its product is annotated as cysteine desulfurylase, putative. The record is from RefSeq and is a predicted model, not a curated record. The coding region runs from base 287 to 1576 and encodes 429 amino acids. Lineage: Eukaryota; Fungi; Ascomycota; Eurotiomycetes; Eurotiales; Trichocomaceae. The transcript has 2 exons.